AUGGUCCAUCACGAGUCCGCCUCGUCGACACGUGCGACGCCGCUCGACCGUCGACGUCUCUCGACGGUUGAACAUCAUUCUCCGCCCCCGCCACCUUCACCCACUUACUAUCCUCAACAUGAACCGCAACCACCUGUGCUGCCAAAGCGAUCGCAGCGAGUCCUCGCACUGAUUCUCAAACCUAUCGUGCUACCGGCGCUUGCUAUCGCAUUGCCAGCAUGGCCGUUACUCGCUGCAGCGUGUGCGAUUCCCGUCAUCGGUGUGAUGGCGAUUCCGAUCUUGCUGCUCAUCUCGGUACUGCUGCUGUACGCGGUGGCUUGGAUCUGCUAUCUUUUCUUGGCCCAGAAGGACCUUCCUGCAACAUGGACCAACGCGCGCCGAUGGUCGCCAAGAAACUUCUUUCCUUUUGUCCCUAUCAACCCGAUCAGGUGUGCUAAGGUCGAUCUUGCCGCUUUCCGAUACACACUCACAGCCUUUCGGCUUAUCUUUCCGGCCAUCUUUGACUGGAGUUAUCGCCGAAUCAUGGUCAUCGGCACGACAAAGGGAUCGCGCGUGGUGAAAGAGGGCAUUCUGUACGGCAGUCCUUCUCGCGGCAAACGUCUUGACGUAUACCUUCCAGUCGACGCGCCCAUCUCUUUGCACUCCAAUGCAUCUGGUGUCGGUACAGAUACAGCUAGCCUGCCCACCGCCACAUCCAACGGCGUACCCGUCAUUGUCGUCAUACCAUCCAUGCUGGGUCCGCUCACCAUCACGUCUAAACGUCGACUGUACCUUCAACUCGCGCUGCGACUGCGCCGUAUGGGCUACUGCGUCAUUGUGGCGGAUAUCACCUACUACCCAGAAUCGCGCAUCAAGUCGUCGGUCAUCGAUCUACGCCUUGUUCUGCGCUGGACAACCAAGAAUUGUCAGAGAUAUGGUGGCGAUCCUUCCAAAAUCUACGUGUUGGGUCACGGACUCAGUGCGCAUCUGAUCAUGCUGACCAUCUCACAAGAGGCGGUGGUGCUCAGCCGGGAGGGUCAUCUGGAUCGCGCGUACGAGCGUGAGAGGCACAUCUUGCGAUCUAGGCACGAAUCUGGAUCAUCGCAUCAUCACGGUCGACGUCUCGGAGAGCCAGACUCGCAGAACGAGGAAGAAGACGAAGAGUGGUUGAAGAGUGGCGAGGUACGAACGACUAGGAGGAAAAGGGUGGCGUCGAACGCACAUUCGGAUGCGUUGGACGAAGGCAAUGAUGAGCCGGUUCGGCUGAUCGCAUCUUCUUCUUCUCGAGCUGACCGUCGCAGUAGCGGCGAAGCCAAUCCCGCUGGAGCGGGUGGCUCGGAAGGAUGGGUCGAUGAGACGGAAGAUUCCAGCUCGACAGCGAUCCCUGGUCAUGUCAUGGGUUCUGUCCGCCGCUUUACUACCACCAACACAUUCAACGUCACGGGCAUUGCCACUUCCACAUCACGCAAGGUCGAGGAAGCUGAGUCCAUUCUGUCAUCCGCUGCCUAUCGCAAGGCCGAAGAUGAGGUCGGAAACGGUCUUCGACGCGUCGAGAUCUACGAACCGGAAGUGGAACUUCCUGCGAUCGCUGGAGUGAUCCUUCUGUCGGGCAUCUCGGACGUUAUCAAAGGAUUCCGAUCGGAAUCCGAACGUGGACUCGAACACCUCAGCUAUCUACGCAGAUCCACCGGUCCUUCGCACUUCAACUGCCUCAUCCACUCGCCAGCCCAUCUCCUUUACGCUGCCAAGAACAUCGUCGAUACAAGGCUGCUGCCGCCGAAAUUCUUGCUGGUGCACGGAGGCAAGGAUCAGGUGGUUCCCGUGGAACAGAGCACUCUGCUCAAGACUUUGUUGGUGGGCAUCGGGGUGGAGCAGGUUAGAUUGAGAGCAUAUCGAAACCUGGGCCAUGCAGAGUCCAUAGCCUGCCUGUUCCUGGGUAUGGCUCGCUCCAAUACGAGAUACACCCGACAGAUCUCGGAGGACAUUUCCAACUUUAUUGCUCAAUGA
This is a messenger RNA of Mycosarcoma maydis (corn smut), 1986 nucleotides long. RefSeq lists its product as uncharacterized. Lineage: Eukaryota; Fungi; Basidiomycota; Ustilaginomycetes; Ustilaginales. The record is from RefSeq and is a predicted model, not a curated record. The transcript has a single exon. The coding region runs from base 1 to 1986 and encodes 661 amino acids.